Messenger RNA from Cercopithifilaria johnstoni, 1263 nucleotides. Lineage: Eukaryota; Metazoa; Nematoda; Chromadorea; Rhabditida; Onchocercidae. The record is from the annotation of a GenBank genome assembly.
AUGGCACAGCAAACUCCCUAUAUUGGGAGCAGAAUAAGUUUGAUUUCCAAAUUGGAUAUACGCUACGAAGGAAUAUUAUACACCGUCGAUACCAAUGAAUCAACUAUUGCACUUGCCAAAGUGCGUUCGUUCGGGACGGAAGACAGACCGACACCAAAUCCAGUUGCUGCUCGUGAUGACAUAUAUGAAUAUAUUAUUUUCAAAGCAACAGACAUCAAAGAUUUGAUUGUAUGUGAGACACCAAAACCAGUGCCUCAACUUGCUAGCGGUCUGGCAUAUGAUCCGGCCAUAUUAUCGAUUUCUUCUGGACGUACGAUCCCAAUGCAUCCAUCAGUUCCAAACGUACCUGUAGGUAGCAACAUUGUUAGCGCUGGAUCAUCGCGUUCUGGCACACCGAAUCGAAUUUCGCCAGCAGAAGAUGCGGCACAUUCACGUGCUCCUGGUGCUGGGCGCAAUCAACAUACAGGUUCAUUGCCAAAUCCGAUGCAACCUGUGACAGGUACUAAAAAUCGUGGUGGUUUCCAGCAACAGAUACAUCAAGGAGCACUUAAUACCGGACGACAGCAGAAUUAUCCAAGUGUUGGUGGAAUUUAUCAGGGAACCUACGGACGAGGUGGGCAGCAGAAUAAUUAUCGUGACAGUCGCGGAAGUUUUUUCGGUCGUGGAAGUAGUGUAAAUUAUCAGCGCGGCGGAGGAGGUCAUCGUGGUGGGAUAAGUGGCAAGCCGCAAUCGAAAGAGAAGCUGAAGUUUGAAAGUGACUACGAUUUCGAGAAGGCCAAUGAGCAAUUUCAGGAAACGCUGAAUCAUAUCAGUCUCGAUCUUAAGAAGACCAAACUGGAGGAUGGAAGUAAGAAGUCAGUAACGGGAUCUGAUGCUGGUUCAGAUGUUGUCGAAGAAGAGAUCGCUGAAAAUGGCCAGGAGGAGCAGGAAAAGCGGUACUACGAUAAAAGCUCAUCAUUUUUCGAUCGAAUUUCUUGUGAAGCACUUGAAAAACAGGAAGGAAAACCACGUACGGACUGGAGAAAAGAGCGUGAAACCAAUCAAGAGACAUUUGGGCACUCUGCAGUGCGCUCACUUACAUAUCGCCGUCCUCGAGGAUUCAUGGGUGUACGUGGCGGCCGUGGUGGGCACAUGAGUAGUAAUUAUCGUUACAAUUCUGGCUACAAUUACGGAAAUCAGCAACGAAGUACUUACGGCAAUUUCCACAAUAAUUACAAUCGUCGAAGCAAUUAUCGUAAUAGCACCAGUUAUUCUGGUCAGUAA